UUCAUCACAGAAUAUGUGUAGUAGUUUAAACCCGAGGCUAUUGUUACUCGCGCUUCACUCUUAGAAAAUCAGGUGAUUCGAAUUGCUCAGAGCGUCAUCUCGCUCGUCUCAUAGCUACAUUGAGAGCACCCGAUUUCACGUUAUGUAGCUAUCGCAGUUGUGGCAAUCAGCUUCUGCCCCUUGCCUGGUUCAAAUUUGUAUUCGUCACAGCUAGCACAGAUGUUUCUAGGUUUCCUCUUGUAAAUCACGAAUUGCUGGGCGGGCCUGUCGAAACAUACUUCGAUUAUUAGUUCCACCAGUCAUACGACAAAGGCCUACCACUCUUGUAAUGUUACAAAUUUCUGGUAAAGGUCAGCGUUGUUUCUGAGCUAGGAAUUACGACGAGGUUUAGUACCUAGACUUGUAGGUUUCUUAGCCUAUUCAACCGCCAUUACUGCUCUAGCGUCCAUGCCAGUUACACAAUUCUUGUGUAGCUACUACGAAAUUGCCGAGCCGCGAAACUAGUCUUCGUGUCGAAUUGUGGUGUGUAAGAUCUUGAGAUGAUGUAAGAGUGCCGCAACUAUUACUCUCCGCGAAGGUCGAAGGAUUGGGUUUGCUGCGCCCGUUUCGAACUGUUCCUGAUAUCUAAUGAAACCAUGAUUACAUAUGUUUAUAAAUCGUGAAAUCCGGCACCGGGCCGUGCCGCAUACCUCGCAUCGUGUGUAGAGUAUCUUAACACAUCCCUCCCCUCAACAUUUUCUCUUUGAUAGCGAUGGUACAGCUCCUUCAAGGAUCCGUCUGGCACCGAUUCGCUAGUCACGUGUGUGGGUUUCUGUCGACAUAGUUUUCGGAAUCACCAUGUUUCCUGAAUGCUGAAGGGCCUUCAGAACUGAGGGUCUUACAGCAACAUUCAACCUUCUCAGCAGUGGUUAUGGAUGGCAGACUUAAUUGUUGAAGCGUCAAAGAAUCGUAGGAGGGUUGGAGGAAGGUCUUGGAAACUGUUGUGACCGAACAGCAUUAAGGGUGUUAUGGUUAUGGCAUGGUUGACGGUAAAGUUUUUGACCACGGAGCUGCCAAGAGAGCAGAUUUUGGUGGAUGUUCCAUGUGGUGUCAUCGUUGACGCCGAUGUGGGAUGCAAUGCGAAAAGGACUUACAGGGGGCUGUUCACGCUCUAAAACGAGGUGGUUGUUAUCGUGCGAGGACGCGCGGAUGUCUGGACGUUGUGCUGGUGCAGAUGCAGAUGGUUCAGUGGGUCUGAUUCUUAGGUGGUGGAUGGUAGAGUAGCAGGAAAUCUGGUGAGUGCGAGGAACCUUAGUUGGACGACUUUGAGGGAGUAAUCGAAGAGCCUGUGAGAACCAUAGACGUGAGCAUGCGUAGCGGGGCAAAUUCAGUCCAACACUUGCUCACUCCGGCGGCACACGGUGUCUUGAAGUAUGCGGUUACCGAGGCUCGGAGGAGGGGUCACCCUCAGGUGCAACCCCUGCAUGUUGUGUCCAUGUUGCUUACUCACGCCGGAAGCCGUCUGCGACAAGCGUGCAUGCUGUCCCAGCCUCAAAACUCUCAAUCCGCGGAGUGUCGGGCUCUUGAAGUGUGCUUCAAUGUCGCCCUGGAUCAUCUUCCGCAGUCCGCGUUGGCCGCUGCCAGCCAGCCCAUUCUGUCAAACGCCUUGAUGGCCGCUCUGAAGCGGGCUCACGCCCAUCAGAGACGGGGAUGCCCGGAGCACCAACAAUCUCCACUACUUGCUGUGAAAGUUGAGAUUGAUCAGUUGAUUAUCUCCAUUCUAGAUGAUCCGAGUGUCAGUCGGGUUAUGAAAGAGGCCGGACUUUCUAGUACGAAUGUCAAGUUCAACUUGGAAGAUGGGCCUGUCACAGCGACCGUAGCAAACGGAGACGGGAAAGGGUUGACUAGCCAUGUAUCAAAUGGCGUAGGACAAGCGUUAAGCAGCCAUGAGCAGGCUUCUAAGCAUGGAAUUGAUAUGGUGUCGCAAGGUCCUUUUUAUGAUAAUAGUUGCGUGACGCAAGAGGAGAAUGAAACAAAGGCAUCUGUGAAGUUUUCACGCUUGCCUGCAAAUCAAACCAGUUCUAUGGAAUCAUGGCAGCAGUCUGACGCAGUCAUUGAGAGUCAUGAGAGGAGGGAGUUGGUGUGCAGAGCUCCGAAUAGAUCGAAUCCGGUUGUUGGACCUGGAGGUGGUCUUUCAUCGAAGGAUGAGGACGUCCUCAACAUUUUGAAUAUCUUUUUAAGGCCCAGGAUCAAGAAUGUCAUCUUAGUAGGAGAUAUCACUGCUGCUAAUGCUGUGAAUUCUGACUUGGCGUUGAGGAUAAAAAACGGGAACGUGCCAGCACAAUUGCAAGGCCUGCAGAUUCUUGAUCCUCUGCUAUCUUCAUCGUCUUUUGGAUAUUGCAGCAGUCUUGAAAUGGAUCAGAAACUUGCUGAGCUGAGUAAGAUUGUAGGGGAGUGUAUGCCUGCGGGUGCCAUACUUCACAUUGGAGAUUUGCAAUGGCUUGCGGAGCCUAUGCAACUCAAGAAGGGCCCAUCAAAUUUUUGUCCCGCACAACGAACUGCAUCCGAGUUGCGGCAGUUGCUAAUUCGGCAUGCAAGUAGCAGAUUGUGGUUUGUUGGAGUGGCAACUCCUCAAACAUUUUCCCGACUGCAAGUUUUGUACCCAUCUUUGAUAGCAGAUUGGGGUCUCCAGCCUGUGCCACUCUCAAUAGGGUCCCAACCCGACUUCCUAUCAAGAUUGACAAAUUGCACUCGAGUUGUGCAUGAUCUUCACUCGCUUCACUCGACACCGUCUGCCAGUGUAGAGUCCCCUAGGGUGACAUUAAUGCAGGAUACGCGACCCGUGAGCAAUUCUGGUCCAAAUGAGAGGUUUCAAUGCUGUGUUGAAUGUCUGGCCAAGUUUGAAGAGGAGCGUCGGCUUAUUCACGAGCAUGAAAGUCUUUCUCUACAUUUGUCACUUACAGGUGAUGAAGCUAGUUUUGGGGUUGUGAACGGUGGAACGGGCCAGGUAGGGAAAGAGUCAGUUGUUCAGCAGUUAAUGCAGCUCCGGGAGAAGUGGCAAAAGAACUGCAGGAUGCUCCAUGGAGACUCAUCACAGUCUGUUGGUGCCCAAUCAAGGCCACAGCUGCCGUCUCCCUUUAGUCGAAUGACUGCAUCCUCUCACAUCAACCUUCCGAAGUCUUGUGGUUUAGGUGUGGACGUAUCUUCCCGAUGGUCUGGCCCAGGGAACAGGUCGGUAACUUCACCCGCUGUUGUUCAGCCCAUUCGAGCGUCACCGUUAUUCACCAUGAAUGCUGCAAGGCAAGGUGCAAUCAGUCCUUUGCAAAGAAUGGUGCAAGCGCAAGAUGCAGCUUCUCUAGGAGCUGACAAAAUCUUAGAGGCCAAUGGUGGGCCUGAUACGGGCUCACCGAAGGAUGGGAGUAGCGUAGCUUCUGCACCAGAUGAUCACGAAGAUCCCCACACUUCAACUGGGACAUCUGCCCAGAAUGCCUCCCUGGCAAAUAUUCAUACAAAUUUGGCUCUUGGAAGAGCCAACGAUGCCUCCCCAAUGGCUGGUAAGCUGAGGGCUCCCAUAUCACUGGCAUCAAAACCCAGUCCACUCCACGCCGGGGGCGCGGGUGUCGGUGCUUGUCCUAUCAGUGUGAAGAACACCACUAAGCCACAUUGGCUUCUACAAUCCCCUUUGCAACAACAAAGACCAGUUGCCAACAACCCAUCCCAGCCGAGAGGGUUGUCAAGGCAGUUAUAUGCAUCACCUUUGACAAGGCGACAAGCUCGCGUGUCAAAAUCGCCGAGUCCUCCUCCUGCUGCUCCUUUGAAGGACGUUGUGGAUGAUCCCACUUUGAAGGGUCUCUACAAGGGCCUCAUGCAACGUGUUCCUUGGCAGGCUGCCGCUGUGGCGGGCAUAGCAACUACUGUCAUGAAGUGUCGGUCUGGCAUGGGCUCCUUCAGAGGUGCUACUGCUAAGACUGAUACAUGGCUGCUUCUGUUAGGACCUGAUCCUGUGGCCAAGGUUGCUAUUGCUAAGGCUUUGGCAGAGAUGGUUUUUGGUGGUGAAAGGAGCCUUCUGCAUAUUGGAUUUGCAGACGGAUCGCCUGCAAGGUUGGAAGGAGAUGACAGUGGUAUGCGGUACCGAGGUAAAACACCGCUCGACAGGUUGGCGGAAGCUGUCCGGUUGAAGCCUUCAUCAGUCAUACUACUGGAGGAUAUUGAUAAGGCUACCAGUGUGUUUAAGAACAACGUUGUUAGGGCUAUGGAGAGAGGAAAGCUUGCCGAUUCUAGUAUGCGUGAGGUGAGCCUCAGCAACUCUAUCAUCGUCAUGACUACAAGCGUUGGCAGUGUGGACUGCGAGCCAGUGGAGCGCCUAGGGGCCCUAUCUUUCUCAGAAGCGAAGCUGGCCGCCUUGAAAAGAGCCGAAAUUUGUGUAAGAAUUAAACAUUCAAGUAGCGAAAAGAUUGUUUUCAAAAGCGCCAACAACAAGAUAGUUGUCGUAGAUCAUGGUGAAGAAGAGCAGAAGAAAUUCGUCGAGACUACUUCCUCGCCAUUGGAAGUUCCAUUAUGGGUGACCAAGCGAAAGCAAGACUCAUUUCUUCAAGGUGAACUUCGCUCGAAGUUCGAUGCGAAACGAACAAAAUCUGGCCAAGGUCGAUUUCUAAACUUGGAUCUCAAUCUAUCUACUGGAGAAAACAAAGGUUGUUGGACAGGUGAGACGGAUGAUCACUGCGUCACCGACUUCGACGCAGAAGAAGUUAAACGUAAGAAGGUGUUGGAGCACGUCCGCUUAAUGCUUACUGACAAAUUUUGUGCCUUACCUGAUUAUGCCGUCGGGUUCGACCCUUACGAUUUCAAUGGACUCGCUACGGAGAUCUUGAACACGCUUAGCAAAUCAUUUGAGGACCAUUCCCCAUCUGAAGCAGGUGUUGAGGUGGACCUUCGUCUCCUGGAGUAUCUCAUGUCAUGUGUGUGGAAAAUACCCGAUGGGCGACAAAAAUUCAACGCCUGGGUCGAUGAUGUGUUUUCCAAGAGCAUCUCGAGAUCUCUUGUCGAUAUUAGCACUGCUGGAGGUCCUGUUGUGGAGUUGAUUGCGGGGCUUUCCGUAGUGAAGGAUGCCUUUGAGGGAGUUGCUCUGCCACACAGCAUUAAUUUUGUGUCCACCGUGGCUGUGUAGCAUCAAGGUCUUUAUAGAACAGAUUGCGAUAUUUUUACUUCUGUGGCCACAGUUCCCUUUUCCAAUCCAAGUAUUGCAAUGGCGAAGUGAUGGCUGUGGGAGUGACAAUGUGAUAUAGUUCUUCACUAUUCGAUAGUUGAUAUGUUUCAUUAGUACCCAUUAAUUCAUGGUGUGUGAAGUCAUGUGGAGAGGUGCUUCACUUGUCCAGUCAGCUUCUUUUCCCUGGCUGAGGUUUUGCUCCUAGAACCUGCGGGUUUGCUAGUGGAGGUAUGUGUACAUGAUAAUUGAUGAACUUGGCCUGGCGUUGAGAUUAUGUUCCCGGAAUGCUCUGCUGUCUGCAGUGAUGGAGGAGAGAAUUUUUGCUAAGCUUGCUUCCGAACUCUCUAUAUAUAAAACUGUUGUAUCCGAUGUCAGAGCAGCCUUCUCUGUAGACUAGCUCUGCUUUCACAGUGCAGUGCAGUGAAGAGUAGACCUCAUGGAGUCUAAAGUGCAGUUCCUCCCUUUGUAGUAUAAAUAUUUAAAUACAUAUAUUCAGCAUGAAUUCCUCAAAUUCACAUUCA
This is a messenger RNA of Physcomitrium patens, 5706 nucleotides long. The record is from RefSeq and is a predicted model, not a curated record. Lineage: Eukaryota; Viridiplantae; Streptophyta; Bryopsida; Funariales; Funariaceae.